UCUUGAGAUGACGUCACAAUACCCGGCCGAUAUCGAUUCCGGCGCCGCAGACUCCGUCACGUUGUCACCAAGAUCGGACAACCCGCCGCCGCCGCCGCCGCCGCCUUCUUCACAGAGGCAACAUGAGGAGCUGCAUCCACGUGUCCGUUUCAUGUGCAGUUUUGGCGGUCGGAUCCUGCCACGUCCUCAUGACAACCAGCUCCGAUACGUCGGAGGGGACACGCGAAUCGUCGCCGUCAGUCGUUCCUCCAAGUUCUCAGCACUCCUCGUCAAGCUGUCGAAAUUCUCCGGCAACACCGACUUCACAAUCAAAUACCAGCUCCCCAACGAAGACCUUGACGCCUUGAUUACCGUCUCCACCGACGAAGACGUCGAGAACAUGAUGGAAGAGUACGACCGCCUAACCCACGGCUCCAACUCCAAAACUGCUCGCCUUCGCCUCUUCCUCUUCCCCAUCAACGUCUCCAGCUCCAGCAGCCUUAGCUCCAUCAUCGACGGUCAAUCUAAGCGCGUUCGCGAGCAAUGGUUCUUCGACGCAAUCAACGGCGCUGUAGGCGUUGUAUCCACCACGCCCUCUUUGGAGCGCGGCCGCUCCGAAGUCUCCUCUAUCCUCUCCGAAGUCCCUGAUUACCUCUUUGGCUUUGAUAACUCAGACGAGUCGCGCGACCCCAAAUCGAAAGCAAAUGUAUCCGUUUCCGAUCCUAGUUCGCCGGCCCGGGUGCCUUCUCCUCCCUACAGCUCAACCUCAUUGGUCAAGACAAAAAUAGAGGACCCAAUUCCUGUAGAGGAAUCAAAGGAAAGCCAGAUCGAUGGUUUCAAGGAGACUGGGGAACAAACGAUUUCACGUCAAAUCGGAUACACAGAUAACACUACGUGGCAGCACUUUCCGGCAAGUCACUUUCCUGGUCCGGCAAUCCAACCGGUACCUGUCUACUACGUGCUCGGUCCGGUUCCGCUUGGUAAAGUCCCCGCUGCAGUAGUUCCGGUGUCGGCAACUUACAUUCAGAGAUUCCCAGUGGGGUUCCACCAUACAGUUCAAGGUGUGGGUCAGGUGUAUGGUGUGAAGGCGGUUACGGCUGUGGAAGCUUAUAAUUAUCCACCAGCACCAACUGGAGUGAUACCGGAAGUGUUGAACCAGCAGGCGUACUACACGGAGAGAAAUCCAAGAGUGAUUCCGUCUUACCCUGCUGCUGCUGUGGUGGUUCCAUCUGUGCCCGACUUGCAGGCGACUACUUCUGAGACAAUGACUGGCCGCGUUUCUCAGCCUCAAUGAUAUUUACAGAUUUUGGUCUCCACUAUUGUGAGCGUUCGG
Telopea speciosissima is the source of this 1312-nucleotide messenger RNA. RefSeq lists its product as uncharacterized. The record is from RefSeq and is a predicted model, not a curated record. Gene Ontology annotation, molecular function: protein binding. The coding region runs from base 8 to 1273 and encodes 421 amino acids. The transcript has 2 exons. Lineage: Eukaryota; Viridiplantae; Streptophyta; Magnoliopsida; Proteales; Proteaceae.